Lytechinus variegatus (green sea urchin) is the source of this 2677-nucleotide messenger RNA. RefSeq names its product 72 kDa type IV collagenase-like. NCBI's taxonomy places the organism in Eukaryota, Metazoa, Echinodermata, Echinoidea, Temnopleuroida, Toxopneustidae. The record is from RefSeq and is a predicted model, not a curated record. Gene Ontology annotation, molecular function: metalloendopeptidase activity; zinc ion binding. The transcript has 7 exons. Gene Ontology annotation, biological process: collagen catabolic process; extracellular matrix organization; proteolysis. Gene Ontology annotation, cellular component: extracellular matrix. The coding region runs from base 2 to 1522 and encodes 506 amino acids.
UAUGGAAAAGUACAAAUAUCUGGAGGACCUAACUCCACCUAGUCAGCUGGUCGCAUCUCGCGACGAUAUGCAGCGGUCGUCGCAGACGUACACGACCACGCCAAGCAAGAAACGGGUGAUGUCCAAACUAGAUCAACUCCAGACGUACCUCCGUGUCCCCGUCACCGGGCGCAUCGACGAAGCCACGAUCGAAGCGAUGCGACGACCACGAUGCGGCCGAGCCGAUCCGGACAUCGCCGAGCUGAACGAAACGGAGAACGAAGGUGAAAUUGAUGUGCAGGAAGAAGAAAAUAGUGGAAGACGGAAGAAGCAGAAAAGACGGCGACAUAAACGAUAUGCACUCGCAGGCGAUAGAUGGAGUAAGAAGCAUAUUACAUACAGAAUUGAUAACUACCCGACCAGUGUUUGGAUCCCACGAAAGAAGGUCCAGGACUCUAUCUCGAGAGCGCUCCAGAUGUGGAGCGACGUCACCCCUCUCGAGUUCCGUAUGCUCGACGACUGGGACAUCGAUGACGAGGACGCCGACAUCUAUGUCUCCUUCUCCAAGUACCGCCACGGCGACCCGUAUCCAUUCGAUGGGCCGGACGGCACCAUUGCCCACGCCUAUCUGCCGAAUGGACAAUUCGGCGACCUCGACGGCGAUGUCCAUUUCGAUGACUCGGAGUACUUCUCUUAUGAUGGCGAAUCGGGCUAUAAUCUAUUUAAAGUGGCAGCCCACGAACUUGGACAUAGCCUCGGCCUUGAACAUUCGCACACCAUGGGUUCGAUCAUGGUUCCAGACUACGCGGGUUUUAAGGGCGAUGAUAACGAAUUCAAGUUGGGCGAUGACGACAUUAGGGCGAUUCAAGUACUAUACGGUGAUCCCAGUAUACCUCGUUAUAAAGGCAAUCCAAGAGCUGAGUGCAACAAGGCAUUCGACGCCACAGCGCUAAUAGAUGGGACAUUAUUUGUAUUCAGAGAUCGACGUUUCUGGCGAUUGAAGAAGAUCGGAAAAAUAAUGUCACCAAAGAAAGGAGAGAAAAUAGCGCGGAGAUUUCCCAAAAUGCCGCAUAAAAUAGACACCGUUUACCAAAGAAAAGAUGGUCAUAUUGUAGCUCUUAAAGGUCAUUUGAUGUGGAUUUAUAAGGGUAAGACAUUGUUACCCGGUUUCCCGCGCUCUGUCCGGACCCGGAACAUGCCGGGUCGCGUGGAUGCCGCUCUCCACUUCCGGGCCUACAACAAAACUUAUUUCUUCCGGGGGCCAUACGUUUGGCGCUAUGAUGAAAAGAGAGAAUACGUUGAUGGUGGAUUUCCGAGAUUGACGAAAGAUGUCUUCGCGGGGGUUCAGACGCCCGUCAAUGCAGCGUUCCAAUAUACUGAUAAAAAUCUUUAUUUCCUCCAACGUAAGAAGUACCAAAAAUACAGCACAGAACACCGAAGCGCCGAUCCCGGAUAUCCGCGGUACUUUGGCGAGGAUUUCAUCAUGUGCACAACCAAAAACUAUAAGUCUGAUAAAUCUAAACAGGCCAAAGUCAAACAAUGAUUGGUAUCGAUAUCUCAGAACGAUAAACCUUCUACACUCAUCGGUCAAUCGGGUAUUGCUUACCGGUUUAUUACACAUUGCUCGGUUCAUCUUUGAACCGAAUUAAGAGGUAAAUAAUUCUCUUCUGGUAUUGUGACCCCGAUACGAAACAGGACAGGGAAAAGUGCCCGGGUGAUGUCAAUUUUUUCAAGAUGGGAGACCCGUGUGGCCGACCCAUUGGAAUUUUAUCGUCGACUUUACAAAAUAUUAUGAAGGCUUCUGGUUUAUUUUAAGUAUUUUUUUUCUAAAGAAGCCUAUGUCAGUUUUGUACACUUGACCUCUCUCCCGAUCUAUCCAUGUCUCCGCGCUUGCCACGAGUUACUUGUUGCAUGCUGUCGAUGAUAUUGUUGGUGAGGUGUUGUUGCUGCUGUUGUUGUUAGUGUUGUUGUUAUUUUGUAAGUUCCUCUAUCUCUACUUAUGUGGGCUGUCGCUAUUGUCAGCGAAAUAAUUGCUAUGUGCCCAGGCAGAAUGCACCCGUAAGCCAGGCUCAUGUCCCCCCCCAUCAUUCAUCAUUCAACUUGAAAUCUAUAAUUUUUAUUCUGGGAAAAUAAGAAUUGUGUCUCCCGAAGCAUGUAGUCUUUUUUAAUUCAUCUCUACCAUCGAUCUUAUUUCAAUCUCGUAAAAGAAAACACCUUCAUUGUAAACAGGUAAAUCAUCGUUUUCCCUGUCCAUGAAGAAAUGUCCCUGGCCCUUCCUUUAUAUUUUUUAUCUCUUUUUCACCCCCCCCCCCUCCCGAUAAAAAGCCCACACAAAGAUGGGCUUAAUUGUAAAAUUUACUCAGGAAGAUAAAGAGCGGGGGGCAGGGGCUCAAGGGGGCCCUCAUUCAUUUGCUCGUAUAUCGUAAUAAUCAUUGAAAGCCUGUAUUGACAUGGGGGAAAGAGUCAUAGCUGUUGUGCAUUUUGAGCUACACCCCAAAUGUAUUAAUGCAUGUUCUCAUUCGUAGUGAAGCUCGAAUUAAUGCCACCCCCUCCCAGUUAACAGAGGCUUUGAUCCUGGGGGCAAGGGUGAUCGCCCCCAUGAAAAUAUUUGGGGGAUUACAAAUCGAUUUGCCACCCCCACCCAUAAUUCGGACAACUUGAAAAACUAUAAUAUGCAAUCAUGUUGAAAAAAAAAACA